Messenger RNA from Peronospora farinosa, 1083 nucleotides. Lineage: Eukaryota; Oomycota; Peronosporomycetes; Peronosporales; Peronosporaceae. The record is from the annotation of a GenBank genome assembly.
AUGAUGGGCAAGCGUCUACAUAGUGAGGAAGAUGCUGACGCGUCGACGACAUUGACGUGCUCCACGGAGGAGACACAGCUGGCCAAGCGCUCGCGUGUGACGGACAUCGUAGCUGCUGACUCAACGGUAGUGGUAUCCAAGCGUGUGGAAGACCGGACGUCAGGACUUAUGGCACCAACAAUGCUACUUUCGGGUCAUAGUGCUGCUGUGUACUCUUUAAAGUUCAGUCCAUCAGGGCAACACUUGGCAUCGUCCUCUUUUGAUCGCAGCAUCUUAUUAUGGAACGUUUAUGGAGAUUGCAGCAAUUACAGUGAGCUGAAUGGCCACAAGAAUGCAGUACUGGAGGUGCAAUGGACCUACGACAGCAUGCACGUGGUGUCUGCUUCAGCUGACAAGACACUGGGACUUUGGGACGCUGAGAGUGGAAACCGCAUCAAGAAAUUCAUGGGUCACUCGUUGGUAGUCAACAGCUGCUGCCCUGUAAACAGUGGCCCUACACUCAUUGUGAGUGGCAGUGACGACUGCACUACCAAAUUGUGGGACGUCCGAUCCAAGCGUGCCGUCAAAUCUUUUGAAAACAAUUUUCAGGUGACGGCCGUGUGCUUUUCGGCUGACAAUUCUUAUGUGGUUGCUGGAGGAUUGGAUGGAGACAUUAAGCUGUGGGAUCUACGCAAAGAUGAGGUGAGCACGGUAUUGCAGGGUCAUGCAGACAUUGUGACCAGUGUAAGUCUCAGUCCGGAUGGAAGCUACUUGCUGUCUAAUGCCAUGGACUCGACAGUAAGGAAGUGGGAUGUCCGGCCUUUUGUCAAGGGAGAGCGUCUCAAGACGACAUAUAUGGGCGCCAAGCACAGCUUUGACCGUACACUCAUUCGCUGUGGCUGGUCGGCUGACAUGCGUUUUGUAGCGAGUGGGUCCGCGGACCGCCACGUGUACAUUUGGGAUGCCAUGACGGGCAACCUGCGCUACCAUCUACCAGGACAUACAGGCAGCGUGAAUGAGGCCACUUUUCAUCCUACAGAGCCCAUUGUGGGCUCCUGUAGCAGUGACAAGACCAUUUACCUUGGAGAGCUGGCGGAGAUGUAG